Messenger RNA from Brenthis ino (lesser marbled fritillary), 3006 nucleotides. The record is from the annotation of a GenBank genome assembly. Lineage: Eukaryota; Metazoa; Arthropoda; Insecta; Lepidoptera; Nymphalidae.
AUGGAGGACUCUCACACGAAAACCGUGGAUGAAGUCUUAAAAUAUUUUGGCACGGACCAAGACAAAGGGCUUAGCCCAGACCAAGUCAAAAGGAAUCAAGAGAAAUAUGGGCCAAAUGAACUGCCUGCUGAGGAAGGAAAGAGUAUAUGGCAGUUAGUCCUGGAACAGUUUGAUGACCUCUUAGUAAAGAUUUUGCUGUUAGCCGCCAUUAUUUCUUUCGUAUUAGCUUUAUUUGAAGAACACGAAGAUGCAUUCUCAGCUUUCGUGGAACCUUUUGUUAUUUUACUAAUUCUUAUUGCUAACGCUGUAGUAGGAGUAUGGCAGGAAAGAAACGCAGAAUCCGCCAUCGAAGCUUUAAAAGAAUAUGAACCCGAAAUGGGAAAAGUAGUUAGAGGAGACAAAUCUGGUGUUCAGAAGAUCAGAGCAAAAGAGAUUGUUCCUGGUGACAUCGUCGAGGUGUCCGUCGGAGACAAGAUCCCCGCCGAUAUCCGCCUGAUCAAGAUCUACUCUACUACCAUCCGUAUUGACCAGUCCAUCCUGACUGGUGAAUCCGUGUCUGUGAUCAAACACACUGAUGCCAUUCCCGACCCCCGCGCUGUAAACCAGGACAAGAAAAACAUUCUGUUCUCCGGUACUAACGUCGCCGCCGGCAAGGCCCGCGGUAUCGUCAUCGGAACCGGUCUCAACACUGCCAUUGGUAAAAUCCGUACUGAAAUGUCCGAGACUGAGGAAAUUAAGACACCUCUGCAACAAAAACUCGAUGAAUUCGGUGAGCAGCUUUCAAAGGUCAUCUCAGUCAUCUGCGUUGCCGUAUGGGCCAUCAACAUUGGACAUUUCAACGACCCCGCCCACGGUGGAAGCUGGAUCAAAGGAGCCGUAUACUACUUCAAAAUCGCCGUCGCUCUGGCUGUAGCCGCCAUCCCUGAAGGUUUACCCGCUGUCAUCACCACUUGUCUUGCCCUCGGUACCAGGAGAAUGGCCAAGAAGAACGCCAUUGUCAGGUCGCUCCCAUCCGUAGAGACCCUUGGUUGUACUUCCGUUAUCUGCUCUGACAAAACCGGUACAUUGACCACCAACCAGAUGUCAGUAUCCCGUAUGUUCAUCUUUGAAAAGAUCGAGGGUGGAGACAGCAACUUCUUGGAAUUCGAAAUCACCGGCUCUACAUACGAACCUAUUGGUGACGUUUACUUGAAGGGACAGAAAGUUAAGGCCUCUGAAUUCGAUGCUCUUCAAGAACUCGGCACUAUUUGCGUUAUGUGCAACGACUCCGCCAUUGACUUCAACGAAUUCAAACAAGCCUUCGAGAAAGUCGGUGAAGCUACCGAAACCGCUCUUAUCGUUCUUGCCGAAAAGAUGAAUCCCUUCAACGUGACCAAGUCAGGACUCGACCGCCGUUCCUCUGCUAUUGUAGUCCGUCAGGAAGUUGAAACUAAAUGGAAGAAAGAAUUUACUCUGGAAUUCUCCCGUGACAGGAAAUCUAUGUCGACCUAUUGCACACCCCUUAAGCCUUCCCGCCUCGGCAAUGGACCCAAACUGUUCGUUAAGGGAGCACCUGAAGGUGUUCUGGACCGCUGCACACACGCCCGCGUGGGAACCGCCAAGGUACCUCUCAACACGACCCUCAAGAACCGCAUCUUGGAACUCACUCGCCAAUAUGGUACCGGACGUGACACUCUCCGUUGCCUGGCUCUGGCCACCGCUGACAACCCAAUGAAACCCGACGAAAUGGACCUUGGUGACUCGACCAAAUUCUUCACAUAUGAAGUCAACCUCACCUUCGUCGGAGUGGUGGGCAUGUUGGACCCUCCCCGUAAAGAAGUGUUCGACUCAAUCGUUCGCUGCCGCGCCGCUGGUAUCCGUGUAAUCGUCAUCACUGGUGACAACAAAUCCACCGCUGAAGCUAUUUGCAGACGUAUCGGUGUAUUCACGGAGGAUGAGGACACAACCGGCAAGUCCUUCUCGGGUCGCGAGUUCGACGACCUGUCCGUGAGCGACCAGCGCGCCGCCUGCGCGAAGGCACGCCUCUUCUCCCGCGUGGAACCCGCACACAAGUCCAAGAUCGUUGAAUACUUACAGAGCAUGAAUGAAAUCUCUGCCAUGACUGGAGAUGGUGUGAAUGACGCGCCCGCCCUCAAGAAGGCCGAGAUCGGUAUCGCCAUGGGCUCCGGCACGGCCGUAGCCAAGUCCGCCGCCGAGAUGGUGCUCGCUGACGACAACUUCUCAUCCAUUGUCGCUGCUGUUGAAGAAGGUCGUGCUAUUUACAACAACAUGAAGCAGUUCAUCCGCUACCUGAUCUCCUCCAACAUUGGUGAAGUCGUAUCUAUCUUCCUCACUGCCGCUCUGGGUCUACCUGAAGCCCUGAUCCCCGUCCAGCUCCUGUGGGUCAACUUGGUGACUGACGGUCUUCCCGCCACCGCCCUCGGCUUCAACCCCCCUGACCUGGACAUCAUGGACAAACCACCCCGCAAGGCUGAUGAGGGCCUCAUCUCUGGAUGGCUGUUCUUCAGAUACAUGGCUAUCGGUGGCUACGUCGGUAUGGCGACAGUCGGUGCCGCUUCCUGGUGGUUCAUGUACUCUCCCUUCGGCCCUCAGAUGACCUACUGGCAACUCACCCACCACUUGCAAUGCAUCAACAGCGCCGAAGACUUCAAGGGUAUUGACUGCAAGAUCUUCACGGACCCACACCCCAUGACCAUGGCUCUCUCUGUACUCGUAACCAUUGAGAUGUUGAACGCCAUGAACAGCUUAUCAGAGAACCAGUCCCUGGUGACCAUGCCCCCAUGGUCUAACAUGUGGCUCGUCGGCUCCAUGGCCCUGUCUUUCACCCUCCACUUCGUCAUUCUAUACGUUGAGGUCCUCUCGGCCGUGUUCCAAGUGACGCCGCUGUCGGUGGACGAGUGGAUGACGGUGAUGAAGUUCUCGGUGCCAGUGGUGCUGCUGGACGAGGUGCUCAAGUUCGUCGCGCGCAAGAUCUCCGACGCGAACGAGGUGGUCGUUGACAAGUGG